Messenger RNA from Dendroctonus ponderosae (mountain pine beetle), 501 nucleotides. RefSeq lists its product as uncharacterized. NCBI's taxonomy places the organism in Eukaryota, Metazoa, Arthropoda, Insecta, Coleoptera, Curculionidae. The transcript has 2 exons. The record is from RefSeq and is a predicted model, not a curated record. Bases 1 to 501 code for a protein of 166 amino acids.
AUGCUCAUCAACAUCAAGAAGACUAAAUAUUUAGUAACAUCAAAGGAACCGAUAGAUCAGCUGGAAAUCAACUCCAAGAUAGUCAAACAAAAUAACAAAUACAUCAACACGGAAAGCAGAGUCAAGAUAUAUAAAACGGCAGUGACACCUAUAAUAACAUACGCAGCAGAAACAAGACCAGAUACAAGCAGAACUUUACAAAUGAUGAAAACAGUUGAAAUGAAGACCUUAGGGAGCACGCAAGGCAAAACUCUUGAAGAUAGAGUACGAAGUGAGGACAUCAGAAUGCAAUGCGGGAUGCAGAACAUAGGAAGAUGGGUGAGACGGAGAAGAAGAUUCUGGAACAAACAUGUAGAAAGAAUGGAGGACAACAGACUCGCUAAAAACGCAAAAAUGAACAAUCCAGUGGGAAGGAGACCGCAGGGAAGACCACCAAAGCGCUGGAGAGAAUGCUGGACCUCAUCCUCCGGGGAGGACGUGUUGACAAUGAGCAGGCAUUAG